Necator americanus (New World hookworm) is the source of this 558-nucleotide messenger RNA. RefSeq lists its product as uncharacterized. The record is from RefSeq and is a predicted model, not a curated record. NCBI's taxonomy places the organism in Eukaryota, Metazoa, Nematoda, Chromadorea, Rhabditida, Ancylostomatidae. Bases 1 to 558 code for a protein of 185 amino acids. The transcript has 5 exons.
AUGGAUGUCAAUCGCGAUGUUGCUAUGAAUGAAUGCCCAGUUUGCGGCGCAGCUAAAAGUAGAAUGGAAAGGCAUCUUGUCGACGUUCAUGGAUUUUCGCAAGACCGAAUUGCGGAAUUUAAAGCUCAGAAAAAGAGCCGAAAAAUUAUCGCAUCGGGAAAGCCAAUACACGUGACAGAGAAAGUUGAUGAUGUGACAGUUGAACACUGUUUCAACCAUCUCGGACAUGAGGCCCGCCGAUCUCAGCUGAGACUAGAGAAGAGUGCCGAGCAGUACAUAGUCUCGCUGUUAAGGGAUGGUCUCACCGUCCGACAAGUGUACAAAAAAGUAAGGAUGGAAGUAAGAGGAGGCCCGCGUACUCGUUUGUAUUUCGUUACAACACGAGAUAUAAGAUGCGAGUUGAUGCCAGCUCGCAAUCUGAUGGCAUCCAGUUUUACAGUCCAGCAUGAGACGCCAGCGGAGAUGGAUUCGUGCUGGUCGUCAUUAAUCGAACGCAAAGGGAGCGGCUACGGAAGUACGGACAGAGGGCGUUAUGAGUGGACGAUACGUUCAACCUAA